Messenger RNA from Prunus dulcis (almond), 1851 nucleotides. RefSeq lists its product as uncharacterized. The transcript is spliced from 5 exons. Lineage: Eukaryota; Viridiplantae; Streptophyta; Magnoliopsida; Rosales; Rosaceae. Bases 40 to 1851 code for a protein of 603 amino acids. The record is from RefSeq and is a predicted model, not a curated record.
ACUGUCUCUUCUCUCUUCCUCUCCCAGCGACAGGGAAAUAUGGUUGGUGAAAUGAAGUUGAUGAUUGCGGAGGAACAAAAAUUCCAAGGGAAAGCAUUGUCGUUAUCCCAUACGAAGACGGCAAUCACUACGAUCAAGGAGAAAUUCACUGAACAACAGCUGCAAAUGUUUGAACAGAGUUGUUUUGGUCAUCUCCUAGGGAUUGAGGACCUCAAGUGGACUUCUCCGAUUGUCCACGGGUUGCUGCUCAGGAAAGCUGAUCCCAAGACAGUUUCCCAACUGAACGGGAUCAAAUUCAUUGUUGGCAAGAAGGUCAUCCAAUUCACGGCGCAGCAAUUUUGCAUCGUGACAGGGCUAAGGUUUGGAAACCUUCCCUUUAUUCCGAUUCCCACGAAUGAGAACUGCUCAUUGAAACGGAAGUACUUUGCCAACGAUAAAGCUGUGAACCUGUUGGAAUUAGAAAAGGCCUUCCUCGAAUGCGAUGAUGUGGACGAUGUAUUCAAGCUUGGAUUCUUAUACUUUGCUGUCUUUGUGCUGUUGGGCAGCGAAAAACAUGUCCACAUUGACAUGCGAUAUUUGAAGUUGGCGGAAGACCUUGAAGAGUUUGGGAAGUAUCCAUGGGGUGCUGUGUCUUAUGCGAAGACAAAUGCGUCACUGCUGAGGGCACUUUGUGCAGAUUACCAGCGAGUGAAAGUGCCCACAAAAACUGCCAAAACAAAAAAAUCUGGAAAGAAACCAACAACAACGGCAACCGGUAGACCAAGAGAGUACCACCUCAAAGGUUUUCCCUAUGCACUUCAGAUUUGGGCGUAUGAGGUGUUUCCAGCGUUGGCUGCACUACAUUUGGUGGUGCACGAAGAAAAUGCGCACAUCCCUCGUUUACUACAUUGGAGGAGCAAUAGUUCGCCGCUUUUUUAUGAGCUAAUGAGCCAAGUAUUCGAGAACCGUGAGGUUGAUGUGCAGCUUCUCCGGCCAUCUGUGAUGGACAAGCAGCAGCCGUAUUGGACUUGGGGUGACAGUGCUGACGACAGUGAAGAACUUGUUGACUUGUUGGGCGAUGACGCUGAACAACAAACCGGCACUUCUGCCUCUGUAGAAGAAAAAGAGAAGGACAUUGACGAUACUGCAAACCUUCCGUCGUCUUCUAAGGGUACAGUCGCGUCCAGAGAGUUACGCACUUUGAAGCGUGACUUUCAAAGGACAAAGGAUGAAUUGGCCAAAGUUUCCCUAUCAAAUCGAGCACUUUGCGACAGAGUGCAUCAGUUGGAAGACAAGGUACGGAAGGAGUCAAUGAAAGCUGAAAAAGAGUUCGAAAAAAAUACAAAGUGUGUGGAGGAUUUCCGCAACACCCUGGCUUCAAUGGAGCAUUAUUUUAAGUUGGAGAUAGAGCAGCUGAAAAAACAAAAUGGUGGGGUGAAUGAAGCUGCGGAAGGACAUGAGGACCUCGGUAGUCCUCAUAUGAAUGAAGGAGGCAACAAUGACUUGUCGCCAUUACAUGCCUAUGUAAGUCCGCCGACAGAACCGGCAGUAAUGGAAACACAAGUCCCCGGUGAUGGAGCCGAACCUUCCGCAGCCAUGGUAGUUGAAGAGGCAAAAAUGGCCGCUUCAGUUCCUCACUCAGAAGUGCAUGAAGUAGCUGACCCGGCAGAAUCCGAUGAGCUGCCUACCCCGGAAGAUGUUGCUGGGUGUGACGAAAUCUGCCAAAGAGUCAUGAAGCUGUUAGAAGAUUGGAAAAUCACUAAGAGUAUGCCAUCGGGAGGUUUGAUGAAUCCUCCAAGUCUACCCACAGUUACUAUGGCUGGUGAUGAAGAAGGUAGUUCAAGUGUUGAAAAAAAAAGAAGUGGAAGGUAA